AUGGGCAAGAGAGCCUCAUCAACCACGUCGUCGACGGACUGGACACAGUUGCGUUUCGAUACGACGCCUCUCGAUCUGCGCACAUUCCUCCAGGCGCAUCGCGAGUCGCGUGUGCAGAGCCUUAUCGCAGAUGUCAGUGCGUUUGCCGUCAUAGCGGUGGAGUACUGGGAGCCAGACUGUUACCAAGACCUGUUGAGAUCAGCUCCCUGGUUGGGGGGCUUCAUGGUUGAAAAUGGGGAUCUUAAUCCAGCCUGCCGCGCUCUAGCCGUCAUGCCAAACUUGUGCACUCGGCUCCUGCUUCGGCUGGACGCUUUCAAGAAUUUGCUCGGAGAAAACAGUCCUUGCCCACACAUUGAUAUUGACAUUGAACCUUCCGACCUGGUGGAGCCACUCAUGGCUGUGAUGCGCUAUACUCGCUCUUCCGCACUCGGUCCUCUAUGGCGUGAGAUGCUGCACGACUACUCUGGAUUCGUAUGCAAGACCUCGACUUACCAGAUAUUCUCUACAAAGGUCGCAGAAUUCUGCCUUGAGGCUGGAUGCCCUGCUGUUACGCGCAGCCCUUCAGAAGACAUCUACUCACUCAGAAACCAUUUGUUUUCCACCGACUUGGCAGCUCGGGAAGCCGAGUUGCGCAAGGAGAUCGAGGAGCUACGAAGCGCGAACCGCUCACAGCAGCGAAUAAUCACGAAUCUGGCCUUUCGCCAUCUCCUGGAGAUGCUGCCCCCCCGGGAUGCGAAACCAGGGCCGAGUGCGACGGCGGCGUGGAAUGCUUUCUUCCAACACGCGUUGAAGGAGGCUCAGAUGCAGCUCGACCGAGGCGAGAAGGGCCACCCACUGAUUCCCAUCGAAAACGUGGGCACCAACCUCUACAGCACUCUCAGCACCAACAUCCACCACUUUUCGGGGCAGUACAAGGUCCUCGAUGAUCAAUGGAAUGCGCUUGAGGUCGAUAUAUUGAGGGCGAUGGCGCCUCUGGCUGAAAACGAGACGGAAGCAGGGAUCGACUGGAAGACGGAAAGAUUUCGCUACGGAGGCGGUACUUCGCAUGAAUAG
This is a messenger RNA of Fonsecaea multimorphosa CBS 102226, 1053 nucleotides long. RefSeq lists its product as uncharacterized. The transcript is spliced from 3 exons. The record is from RefSeq and is a predicted model, not a curated record. NCBI's taxonomy places the organism in Eukaryota, Fungi, Ascomycota, Eurotiomycetes, Chaetothyriales, Herpotrichiellaceae. Bases 1 to 1053 code for a protein of 350 amino acids.